Messenger RNA from Lotus japonicus, 1780 nucleotides. RefSeq lists its product as uncharacterized. Gene Ontology annotation, cellular component: membrane; Sec61 translocon complex. The coding region runs from base 182 to 1612 and encodes 476 amino acids. The transcript has 7 exons. Gene Ontology annotation, biological process: SRP-dependent cotranslational protein targeting to membrane, translocation; post-translational protein targeting to membrane, translocation. NCBI's taxonomy places the organism in Eukaryota, Viridiplantae, Streptophyta, Magnoliopsida, Fabales, Fabaceae. The record is from RefSeq and is a predicted model, not a curated record. Gene Ontology annotation, molecular function: signal sequence receptor activity; ribosome binding; transmembrane protein transporter activity.
UUAGUCCAAGUUUUGGAAUGGGUGAUUAGUAUUAGACCUGAUUUGAUCCAAUCCUGACCCUCUCUAACUCUCUAUAUACGUUCCCGUCCAUCACAAACAAACGCACCCUUCGCACUCUCUUUCCCCGAAUGCUAGAUCUACAAUAACCUAACACACGGCUGAAUUGGCAUAGUUUGACAAGAUGGGAGGUGGAUUUAGGGUGCUUCACUUGGUUAGACCGUUUCUCUCGUUUCUUCCUGAAGUUCAGACAGCUGACAGGAAAGUUCCAUUCAGAGAGAAGGUCAUAUAUACUGUGAUCUCUCUUUUCAUUUUCCUGGUCUGCAGUCAGCUCCCUCUGUAUGGGAUACACUCAACAACUGGUGCGGAUCCAUUCUAUUGGAUGCGUGUCAUCCUUGCUUCCAACCGUGGAACUGUCAUGGAGCUCGGGAUCACUCCCAUUGUGACUUCUGGACUUGUGAUGCAGCUUUUAGCUGGAUCAAAGAUCAUUGAAGUUGACAACAAUGUACGAGAGGAUCGUGCCCUAUUGAAUGGAGCACAGAAGCUUCUUGGUAUAUUGAUAGCUGUUGGAGAGGCUGUUGCCUAUGUUCUUUCGGGAAUGUAUGGUAGUGUGGGCCAACUUGGAGUAGGAAAUGCCAUUCUUAUCAUCCUCCAGCUGUGUUUUGCUGGUAUAAUUGUGAUAUGUUUGGAUGAGCUCCUUCAAAAGGGAUAUGGUCUAGGCUCUGGAAUUUCCCUAUUCAUAGCUACCAAUAUCUGUGAAAACAUUAUAUGGAAGGCAUUUAGUCCCACCACCAUUAAUAGUGGACGUGGAGCUGAAUUUGAGGGGGCUGUUAUUGCUCUGUUCCAUUUGUUGAUUACUAGAUCAGACAAGGUUCGUGCGCUUCGCGAGGCAUUUUACCGGCAGAAUCUUCCCAAUGUGACAAAUCUUCUUGCAACUGUCUUGAUCUUCCUGAUUGUGAUAUACUUCCAAGGUUUCCGUGUGGUCCUGCCUGUAAGGUCAAAGAAUGCCCGUGGGCAGCAGGGUUCAUAUCCAAUUAAACUGUUCUAUACCUCCAACAUGCCCAUUAUUCUUCAGUCUGCCCUUGUUUCUAAUCUCUACUUCAUCUCCCAGCUGCUCCACCGUAAGUACAGUGGAAACUUCUUUGUCAAUCUAUUGGGAAAGUGGAAGGAUUCUGAAUAUGGAGGUGGUCAUUCUAUCCCUGUUGGUGGAAUUGCAUACUAUAUCACUGCACCAUCAAGCUUAGCUGAUAUGGCCGCCAAUCCUUUCCAUGCGUUGUUCUAUCUGGUGUUUAUGCUUUCAGCCUGUGCUUUGUUCUCUAAAACUUGGAUUGAAGUCUCUGGUUCAUCUGCUAGAGAUGUUGCCAAGCAGCUGAAGGAGCAACAAAUGGUAAUGCCUGGACACCGUGAGUCGAACUUGCAGAAAGAACUUAACCGAUAUAUUCCCACCGCUGCAGCAUUUGGAGGCAUUUGUAUUGGUGCUCUGACAGUGUUGGCAGAUUUUAUGGGAGCUAUUGGUUCAGGGACAGGGAUAUUGCUUGCGGUGACAAUCAUCUACCAGUACUUUGAGACAUUUGAGAAGGAGAGAGCCAGCGAGCUUGGCUUCUUUGGUUUCUAAGUUCCGCUUAGGAAUUACUGUUUUCAUGUGACACUAAUGAGCUCUCCACCACCUUUGUAUCGAGAGAUUGUUAUACUUUAGAUAAUUUAACUUAGUAUUUUGUUUUCAUGCUUUAAUCAGCUGAGGAUGUUUGAAGAUAUCAUAAGCUUUUUUGGAUUUUCCUCAAAA